Ascochyta rabiei is the source of this 2466-nucleotide messenger RNA. Its product is annotated as RNA helicase. Gene Ontology annotation, biological process: rRNA processing. Gene Ontology annotation, molecular function: nucleic acid binding; ATP binding; RNA helicase activity. The transcript is spliced from 2 exons. Gene Ontology annotation, cellular component: nucleus. The coding region runs from base 1 to 2466 and encodes 821 amino acids. The record is from RefSeq and is a predicted model, not a curated record. NCBI's taxonomy places the organism in Eukaryota, Fungi, Ascomycota, Dothideomycetes, Pleosporales, Didymellaceae.
AUGGCCGGAACCGGAAUCACUGGUCGCACGCGACCCACUAAGGUCAAGAAGCAGGCCUCUGCCGCCAAGAGGAAGCGGGACGAUGUCGACGUCGAGAAGUUGGAGGCGGCUGUUGCGGCUUUGGAACCUAAGACGGGCACAUACAAAGACUUCACCGACCUCCCGCUCUCAGACCCCACCAAGCAAGGCCUCAAGUCGUGCCACUUCGCCGUCAUGACCGACAUCCAGGCCAAGGCAAUCCCUCUCGCACUCCAAGGCUGUGACAUCCUCGGCGCCGCGAAGACUGGCAGCGGCAAAACCCUUUCGUUCCUUAUCCCCGUCCUCGAAAACCUAUACCGACUACAGCACGUCGGUGCAGACGCAGGCCUGGGCGCUCUUAUCCUCGCGCCGACGCGCGAGCUGGCCAUCCAGAUCUUCGAUGUGCUGAAGAAGAUUGGAAAGCACGGGCACAUGUUCGCAGCCGGUCUGCUCAUCGGCGGUAAGAGCUUGGCGUUUGAGAGGGAGGCCUUGACAAGAAUGAACAUUUUGGUCGCAACACCGGGGCGCAUGCUGCAGCAUCUAUCGCAGACGGCAGCUUUCAACGUCGACGAUCUAAAGAUGUUGAUUCUGGACGAGGCGGAUCGAAUCCUCGAUAUGGGUUUCCAGAAAGACGUAGACGCCAUCAUUGAAUACCUGCCGAAAGAGCGUCAGACAAUGCUGUUCUCCGCAACGCAGUCACGCAAGGUUUCUGACCUAGCACGUCUGAGUCUUCGAGACCCUGAGUACGUCUCUGUGCACGCCGAGGACAAGAGCGCGACACCCAAGGGUCUCACGCAGAACUACAUCAUCUGCCCCAUCGAGGAGAAGAUGGACACGCUGUGGAGCUUCAUCCAAGCGAGCAAGAAGUCGAAGAUCCUAUGCUUCUUCUCUUCAGCCAAGACGGUUCGAUUCGUCUACGAGUCUUUCCGACACAUGCAGCCCGGUAUACCGCUGCUUCAUAUUCACGGUCGCCAAAAGCAGGGUGCUCGACUGGACGUGACAGCCAAAUUCUCUGCAGCGAAGAACUCAUGUCUGUUCGCUACAGAUGUGGCGGCACGAGGUUUGGAUUUCCCAGCCGUCGACUUCGUUAUUCAGGUCGAUUGCCCAGACGACGUCGACACGUACAUUCAUCGCGUUGGUCGCACGGCCCGUUACAACCGUGAAGGGCGAGGUGUAUUAUUCCUGGCGCCGAGCGAGGAAGAAGGCAUGCUGAAGCGCCUGGAGCAGAAGAGGGUCCCAGUCGAACUCAUCAACGUGCGACAGAAGAAGAAGACAUCCAUCAAGGAACAACUGCAGAACAUGAACUUCAAGGACCCGGCAGUUAAGUAUCUAGGACAGAAGGCAUUUAUGACGCACGUCAAGUCCCUGUACCUACAGAAAGACAAGGAGGUUUUCAAGCUGAAGGAAUACGACCUGGAAGCGUACGCAGCGAGCCUGGGCUUACCAGGAACACCGAGAAUCAAAUUCCUGCAAAACGACGACAGCAGACAGAAGAAGCAAGCAUCGAGACAGACAAUCGAAGUAUCCGAGUCCGAGUCCGAAGAGGAAACACCCAAGGAGUCGAAGCCCGUACGAACAAAGUACGACCGCAUGUUCGAGCGCCAGAACCAAGACGUCCUUGCAGACCACUACAAGAAACUCGUCCGGGACGGCGACGAGGGUGCAGCAGCAGGAGACGAAUUCACCGGCGCUGGAGGUGCCACCAAUGGCGGCGACGACGACUUUAUGGCUGUCAAGCGCAGGAUUCCCGCCGACAGCGACGACGAGGCCGACGACAACGAGACGUUCGGCAUCGACGCCACAACCGACCCCGCUGUACCAGGAGGCAAAGUCGUCAACCUUGCGGGCGCCUCGCAGCCCCUCGUCAUCGACUCGAACCGACGCGAGAAGCUGCUCAAGUCCAAGAAGAAGCUGUUGCAAUUCAUGGACAAGGGCAAGAAGCUCGUCUACGACGAUGAAGGCAACCCGCACGAGGUGUACGAGCUUGAGAACGAAGACGACUUCAAGGCCCGCGGGCUGCCCGAGGAGCAGAGACAGAAGUUCAUUGAGUCUGCACGCCAGCUUGUCGAGCAGGCUGAUGUCGACGACAAGGCUGCGGCGCGCGAGAAGAGGAGAGAGAAGAUGCGCAAGCGGAAGGAGAAGGAGCGAGGCGAGACUGUUGAUGCCUCCGACGAUGAGGAGGGUGGUGCGGAAUUCUCAGACGCCGGUGAAGAUCUCCUGGCGAACUUCAGGGCAGAUGCAGCGUCCAGCGACGACGACGAGGAUGAGGAGGAAGAGGCGCCGCAGCUGGUCGAGAAGAAGCCGAAAAAGUGGUUCCAGUCCGACUCGGAAGACGACGAGGGGAGCAACAGGAAGAAGCGCAAGAAGGGCCACGGUGCGCGACACGUCGUGGAGCAGCCCGAAACUCUCGAAGACAUGGAAGACAUGGCUGCCAGGCUGCUCGGCUAG